UCCUCCUACGUUACUUGUCUGUGUCUCUGAAGCUGUUAUUCCUAUCUGUGAUUUCGUUUCGUUUCUUUCUUUUCGCUUUCACUUUCCUAAUAAGAACGCUUUACAACAAGCAAUGUGCUAUCACAAGACACAAAAAAAGCAAAGCAUUUACAUUUUACAAACCAAAAUUCCACCUUUUCUCUUCUCCUACGAAAUCUCCUUCUUCUAUAUAUCCCAAAAAAACAUCAACACAUUACAAAAAGACCAAAUUUUUAUGCAACAAAACACUGAAAAUCAAAAGGGCUGUUGAAAAUCACAUAGAAAAAGAGAAUGGCUCAGUGGCAAGGUGAUUUGCAAAAUGAGGGUAUUGACUAUAUGUUCAAGAUUGUUAUGAUUGGUGAUUCUGGUGUUGGAAAAUCUCAGCUUUUGAAUCGGUUUGUUAGAAAUGAAUUUCACUUGAAAUCUAAAGCAACAAUUGGUGUUGAGUUUCUUACCAAGACUGUUCUUAUGGAUCACAAAUUAGUUAAGGCUCAGAUUUGGGACACUGCUGGUCAAGAAAGGUACCAAGCAAUUACAACUGCGUAUUACAGAGGUGCAACUGGAGCAUUACUAACAUAUGACAUAACCAAGCGCCAUUCCUUCAACCAUAUCGAAAAGUGGCUGGAUGAACUGCAUAAUCAUGCAGAUAAAAACAUAGUUGUCAUGCUUGUUGGCAACAAGUCUGACCUGAGUUCGAACCGAGAAGUGUCAAUCGAGGAAGCAGAAGAGUUUGCCAAACAGAAAGGUCUCUUCUUCCUGGAGACAUCCGCGCUUGACUCUCACAAUGUAGAACCAGCUUUCCUUGGUCUUCUUUCACAAAUAUAUAUGACUGUUAGUAAGAAACACAUAACUGCAGAUGGACAUGAACCAAAUUGGGAUAAAGUACUUCUUGAAUUCGAGGGAACAAAAUUAUUGGUCUCGCCGCAAGAACCGGAAUGUCAAAAAUCUAAAAGGAGAUUCAGCUGCUGCAGUGUUUUUUAGAAUAUAUUUUCACCUACAGCUACCUUUAGGUAUUGAUUAUGUAUAUAAUAAUAUACUCUGCUAUCUUUUUUCCUCUUCAAUUUUUUGAUGUAGUUUUUAAGUUUGAGAAUUAUUGUUUGGUAUUAAUAUGAAAUCAGCUAUUAAUUCAAGAAUGA
Molecule: messenger RNA, 1154 nt
Organism: Trifolium pratense (red clover)
Lineage: Eukaryota; Viridiplantae; Streptophyta; Magnoliopsida; Fabales; Fabaceae
Product: ras-related protein RABA4d-like
Exons: 2
Coding region: 310-999 (229 amino acids)
Cellular component (GO): endosome
Molecular function (GO): GTP binding; GTPase activity
Source: RefSeq, a predicted model, not a curated record